Molecule: messenger RNA, 1863 nt
Organism: Leptonychotes weddellii (Weddell seal)
Lineage: Eukaryota; Metazoa; Chordata; Mammalia; Carnivora; Phocidae
Source: RefSeq, a predicted model, not a curated record
AUGGAGCUUUUUGAAAAUGCUUCAAUUUCUAAAGGACUGCAGGAUCAGACCGUCUCUCUGGGCGCCACAGUGCAAUUCACUUGUGAGGUGCACGGGAACCCAACUCCAAACCGUACCUGGUUCCAUAAUGCGCAGCCUGUUCAUCCUUCCCCACGACAUCUCACUGCAGGAAACGGACUGAAAAUCAGUGGUGUGACCAUGGAAGAUUCGGGACUGUAUCAGUGUGUAGCAGAUAAUGGGAUUGGAUUCAUACAGUCUACUGGGAGACUUGAAAUUGAAAAAGGCAGUGGACUCAAGCCAGUUAUAAUUACAGCACCAGCAAGUGCACAGGUGGUAGAUGGAGACUUUGUUACUUUGUCCUGCAAUGCCACUGGAGUGCCAAUCCCUGUCAUGCGUUGGUACGACAGGCAUGGGUUGAUAACCAGCCAUCCGUCUCAAGUGCUUAGAUCUAAAUCCCGGAAAUUCCACUUACGACCUGGGGGCUUUGACCUGGAGCCUGUCUACCUCAUCAUGUCCCGAGCUGGCUCAAGCUCUCUGUACAUUCAGGCUGUCACUCAGGAACAUGCUGGAAAAUACACCUGCGAAGCUACAAAUGAACAUGGCACCACGCAGUCGGAGGCAAUCCUCACAGUGGUUCCAGAGGCACCUGACCGGCCUACCAUCUCCACGGCAUCAGAGACCUCCGUCUAUGUCACUUGGAUUCCUCGGGCCAAUGGGGGUUCUCCAAUCACUGCCUUCAAGGUCGAAUACAAACGGAUGAGGACCAGUGAUUGGCUGGUGGCAGCUGAAGAUAUCCCUCCUUCCAAACUUUCUGUGGAAGUUCGUAGCUUAGAGCCAGGUUCAACGUACAAGUUUAGGGUCAUUGCCAUCAACCAUUAUGGUGAGAGUUUCCGGAGUUCGGCGUCUCGUCCUUAUCAGGUGGCUGGGUUUCCCAAUCGUUUUUCUAACCGUCCCAUCACCGGGCCUCACAUCGCCUACACCGAAGCUGUCAGUGAUACUCAGAUCAUGCUGAAGUGGACGUACAUUCCAUCAAGUAACAAUAAUACUCCCAUUCAAGGAUUUUAUAUCUACUACCGGCCAACAGAUAGUGAUAAUGACAGUGAUUACAAGAGGGAUGUGGUAGAAGGUUCAAAGCAGUGGCACAUGAUUGGCCAUCUGCAGCCAGAAACCUCCUACGAUAUUAAAAUGCAGUGCUUCAACGAAGGGGGAGAAAGCGAGUUUAGCAAUGUGAUGAUCUGCGAAACUAAAGUAAAACGCCUUCCUGGAGCUUCUGAGUAUCCUGUCAAAGACUUGAGUACCCCUCCAAAUUCUUCGGGAAGUGGACGAAACGUUGGGCCUGCAACCAGCCCCACCAGAAGCAGCGACAUGUUGUAUCUGAUAGUUGGCUGCGUGCUAGGUGUGAUGGUCCUCAUUCUCAUGGUUUUCAUUGCGAUGUGCCUCUGGAAGAACCGUCAGCAAAACACCAUACAGAAAUAUGACCCUCCAGGAUAUCUCUGCCAGGGGUCAGAUAUUAAUGGGCAGAUGGUGGAAUACACUACUCUGCCUGGCACAAAUCGGAUAAAUGGGAAUGUUCAUGGAAGCUUCAUAAGCAAUGGAGGUCUCAGCAAUGGCUGCUCCCAUCUUCACCAUAAAAUCCCUAAUGGAGUCAAUGGAAUAAUGAAUGGGAGCUUAAACGGAGGGCUUUACUCGGGGCAUACAAGCUCACUAACCAGGACACAUCUGGAUUUUGAACAUCCCCGUCACCUAGUAAAUGUGCAAUUGCCAGAUUUUUUACGUUGGCAACUGAUUGCAAUUCUUGAAAGCAUUGCGGAGGCCACGUGGAACCUGUCUGCAGGCCACCAGAUUGUGACUUCCAACCUAUAG